AUGAGAAUUGUUUGUUAUUAUGCAAAUUGGUCUCUUUAUCGUCUUCCAAAUACUCCUAUACUAUAUCCGGAUGCCAUUCAUCCAUCGCUUUGUACACAUAUUCAUGUUGCUUUUGCAUUGAUCAAUCCCACUACAUUUAAAAUUGAACCAAGUGAAAAACAUGAUACACAUCAUACAGAUAUAUUUGGCACGCCGUUGUAUCAUAGAUUACUUAAAUUAAAACAGCAGAAAUCUUCAUUGAAAUUAUUAAUAGCCGUAGGAGGAUGGACAGCAGGUAGUGAAGCAUUUAAUAAUAUUUUAACAAAUUCUACAACGCGUACAACAUUUAUUCAACGAACAAAAGAUUUUUUACAUGAAUGGGAUUUUGAUGGAAUUGAUUUAGAUUGGGAAUUUCCAGGUGAUAUAGAACGAGGUGCUAUGAAUAAUUCUCGUGAACAAUUUAAUAUUUUAAUAAAAGAAAUGCAUGAAUCAUUUCAUAAUGAUAGUAAAUCUUUUCUUUUAACUGCUGCUGUUUCAGCUGAUCCAAUAAAAAUUGAUAAUGGUUAUGUAGUACCUGAUUUUUGCCAUUAUCUUGAUUAUGUUAGUGUUAUGACAUACGAUUAUUAUGGUGCUUGGGAUAAUGUCACUGGUAUUAAUGCACCACUUUAUGGAAAAAAUUAUAUUGAUGAAGAUGAUGAUAGACAUUGGAAGAAUGUCAAUCAUUCAAUUCAUUAUUGGAUGUCUAAUGGUUGUUCAGCAGAGAAACUUAAUUUAGGUUUAGCACUUUAUGGUCGAAGUUUUACAUUAAUGAAUAAUUCAAAUUCAAUUUCAAUCGGUACAGAAACCAUUGGUAGUGGUUUAGCUGGACCAUUUACAAAAGAAAAUGGUACACUAGCAUAUUUUGAGAUUUGUCAAAAAUUACGAGUAUUUAAUUGGACACGUGUUUUUGAUACGGAUGCUCAAGCUCCUUAUGCUUAUAGUUCAUCUUCUAAUCCUUCGGAAAAACAAUGGAUUGGAUAUGAUGAUUUGAAAAGUAUCACUGUUAAAGUUUUAUAUGCUAAAACAUUAAAUUUAGGUGGAACAAUGUUAUGGUCUAUUGAUCAAGAUGAUUAUACAGGUUUAUUUUGUAAUCAAGGAGAAUUUCCAUUCACAUAUCGUGUUCGUGAUAUUCUUCUCUCAUCGAAUACAUACGAUGAACAGGAUACUUUUACUACAACAAAAGUAACAAAAUUACGAACAACACAAAAGUUUACUUUUGUUCCAAUUCGACGAAAUACAACACAAAAACACAAAGUAACAUCAACAUUUACUAAUGAGAGUGUUAAGAAUAGUGAAAUUUUUUAUUCAUUAUUUAUUGUUUUAUUAAUAAUUAUGACGAGAUAA
Adineta steineri is the source of this 1362-nucleotide messenger RNA. The record is from the annotation of a GenBank genome assembly. Lineage: Eukaryota; Metazoa; Rotifera; Eurotatoria; Adinetida; Adinetidae.